AAGUGUCAAAAAUGAACGAAUUGUCGUUUGAAGUAAACAGUAUGGAUAUUUGCCAAUUCAGAUUUUAUAAAAUAUGGUUAAAAUAAUAUAAUUAAAUGGUGUUUUGUCAAUGUUAAAUAAAAACGCAUAAAAAUGUGGCCCAUGCUCUUGACCAUGACUCGCGACGAAUGUCGCCGUACGCUCCGUAGACUUGAAUUGGAAGCCUACUCGAAUAUGAUCAGUGUGUUCAGAGCACAGGGGGCAUUGGAAGACAACAGAAAAAAGUUACUGGAAGAUCUACGCGCCGUUUUGCAUAUAAGCAACGAUCGGCACAGUGCUGAGGCACGCCGCGUGUCUAAUGACGAAUUAUUAGCCACAAUUGCAGAGCAACUAUCAGGUCCUAACACAGGGCUAGCAUGGAUAAGCGAAGGUCGAAGGAGAGUACCGCUCCUGCCUCGAGGCAUCGCUCAGACUAUGUACACCGAGAUUGCGGAUAGAGCUGCCGAAGCAGCGGCUGCGGAGAAUAAAGAGCUCUCUAAAAAGCUCGAGGCGGAGAAAAUGGUUACACCUAUAUCCAAUGAAGAGGAAAUGCCAGAAGCUGAAGGAGAAACUGCCGAGGGAACACUUUCGUCAAAUGACACCGCUGAUGAAAUGACAUAUCCCGUUGCCAUGGAAGAUCAGACCAGCAAAAUAUGGGAAACGGAACUGAUGAGCCGCAAAAGAAAAAACCCAGAAAGUGGUACAUUACCAGAUGAUACCUCUACUCCGGUGAAAAAUAUGAGAAAUAUUCCUGUGAACACCAACCAGAAACAUCUCAAUUUGUCACAGAUAUACUCCAAGUUCUCACAACCAGCAUCAAGUAAAUCAUCAGGGCAGUCAAAGCAUUCAUAUAACCAAGUGAGCAAAGUGUCAACUAGCAAAUCCAGUCAACCCCAUCAACCGAGGUCACACAAACACAGAUCACAUAAACAAAGCGCCAAAAGUGCCCAAGCUGCUAUGUCUAAAUCUCAAAUGAAAAAAUCACAAGAAAUGCCUUUGUCUCCGGGAAAGCAAUACAACCCUACAUCUAUGCAGCUUGAGUAUUCUGGCCCUCCCAACACGUUCCAGGCUAGCUAUGCUCAGUCGGUACUUGGCAAGAAACCUGAUUAUAUGGAUGAACUUAAACCUAAAGUGCUCUCCUCGCCCGGCAUGGUGACAGAUUCCCCUACAAUGCAGCUCCUAACCCAACCAGCCACUGUCCCUCACGAGCUCGGCGUCUCAGACAACAUCCACCCCGAUGACGCGACCAUGCUCCAGGCUCAGGGAACCCCCUCCACUAAACACUCGAUAAGCAACAAACCCUGCCACCUCAUCAUCAAGAAGAGAGGCGAAAUCACUCCCGACAAAAAAGUACAAAUGUCCGAACUUAAAAUAUUACAGAAAUCCAGCGAUAGCGGCAUCAAAGUACUCCAAAACCGACAAGUAGUUAUUGCGCCGAGUUCGGCUCAAAAAGCACUAAACACGCCUGGGAAACUCAUCACCACUAAAGUUAUCAGUUCGAUAGCCAAACCUCGAACUUCGGGCACCCCGGUUUUAACGGAAAAAAUGAUUGUGGUAUCCAAACCGUCGGAAAUGAAGGGCAUGCCCAGUUCUAAAAUCAUUAUCACGUCGGGCGCGAGCACACCGAGUAGAGACGUUCCGGUUAGUACAAAUAGCAUAUCACCUAUAACCACGGAAACAUUCACCCCGAAGGGUAUUCCCGCCACUGAUUUGAAAGUUUCAGCUAAAACUGUCGUUUUGAACCCAAAAUCAGGCCAAAAAAUGGUCGUGUUGCCGGCGAAAGCUCGAACGAAAACGGUUACCGAAGGACAACUUCCCUUAUUACAUUUCAAAGGUCUAUCGGGAGCCAUGAAGUUGGUGCCGGUCAGUUCGCAGCCCGCAACCCAAGUAUCUAGGACGCCGACGGUCACCGUGGUUUCAAAACCUACAGUAGUCAGUUCGAUUCCUUCAAAUGCAAAAAUCGUCGGCGUGGAACCGAUAAAAACGGCUAACUUAGCCGACAUCGUCCCCGUCAAGGGUCUCGCUCCCGUAACAACCCCCAAAAUCACGAAUCCGAUCGUUCGCCAGGCGAACACCAAGGGCAACGUCAUCGUCGUUCAAAAAGGAACGCCUAUUGGAAAAGCGUUGACUUUUUCGAAAAACGGGAACGACAUGUCCAAAAUAAUAAUGGGUAAGAACGUGAAUCAGCUCCUCCAAGCGUCUAAGUCGGACCAAGUGGAUGCGGCGAAAUGUGCGGGGAACGUAAUAGUGCUUGAACUCAAUAACGAACAGUCCGGUCGUCCGACGACCAUGUCCGAAAUAUUGGAUAGCAGGGUGAGCACCGCCGCCCGCGUGCCCGAGGACAGCACUAAAGUGACGGAGAUCACCCAAGACACUCCUGUACUAUUCGAAACCCAAAUCACUGACGAAAGUUGCAAUCCCAACAGCUUAGACUCCACCGCCGAGAGUAUAGGAGGAAUCGAACCCAUGGAGGAUUCGAGCAUACCUUCCUUAGAAAAGGAGGUAGAGAAAUCAUUCGGUAAAGAUGUGGAGGGUAAAGACUCCUCGAGUGUCACAGAUUGGGAAAUGGAGCUGGAUGGGGUAUCACGAAAGGGGAAGGAUGACGACGACAAGCUGAACUCCUUGCAUUUGGAUCUCGGUAUGUCGAGUGACAGUGAAAACGAGUACAUGGUGGACAGACACAAGUCAAAGAGCAAGCACUCGUCGCAGGACAGCAUACAGCGGGCCACGGUCAGCGGGGAGUCCAACGAGAUGUACGGUUCUGCGUCGGGUCUGACGCUGGCGACGCGGACUCUGCUGAGCCAGUUACAGGACGACGGGUCGUCGAGCAACGAUUCGUCGUUCGCGCUCAAGGCGAAGGCGGCUGCGAAGUCGAAGGACUCGGACGCAAAGGUCGACCGGUCGGAGUGCGACGCGCUGACGAAGGCUAAAGAGAAGUUAUCGGAGAAGGUAGCGGAGGCGAAGUCGCAGCAGAAGCGGAUAGACAUCUACAGCACGGCGAUCAGCUCUUCGGACAUCAACCUGGAUUCUUUCGCGUACCUGGACGAGGGUAUGCUGGCAGGCGACGACGUGUUCUGCGAGGACAAGCGGCGCCGCGCGCUCGACGACCAGCUCUGCCGCCUGUUAGGCGAGGACUCCGCCAACUCCACCGACUCACAAACUGUAAGUGAAACUAUGCCUUUAAGCAAAUGAGCAAUAUACUUAGAUUUAAAGUGGUUAACGUUUCUUUAAAAUGUAAUAGUGGUUAAGACGGGACAUAUAAUGUGAAGUGAACUGACGAUGGUAAUCUCCGGUUUUGUUUUGGUCUGUUCGAUUGUAAUUUUUGAGUGUUUCUACUGAGUGAUGUAUUUUCAAUGCGUAAAUAGAGGCUUGGAGUAAUUUGAUAUUACUUUAGUGCUGAUUCGGUUCAGAUAUUUAUUUAUUACAUAAUUUUAAUAACCUUGCUGCUGGUGGUGUUUCCUGCAUUCUGUCAAUUCAGUCCAGUCAGCAAAAUCAAAAUAACAAGAGUUGAAACUUUAUGUCUACGAUUUCUAAUUCAAUGCAUUAUAUUUUUAGUAAUUCAUCAUUCUAUACAUUUUUAAUUAUAAUGUUUCGAUUUCUUGCCAAUAAAUUAACCUAUGUUUUGUUUUACACAGUUAUGUAAUUCAAAUGCUCCAGUUGGAAAUUAUAAUUAACUUUUAAUAAGAUGUUAAUGCACAUUUAAUUAUUUUUCCAAAAAAAUAUACUACAGUUAAAUAGCUAUCUCCAAUAUGACACUUAAUUUAUAGAAUCAUUUUUUCAGAUUACAUAAAUAUUUACUUGUUUUCUAUGUUAAUUGUAAUUUCAAAUGGCAACAUAACCUUCACUCAUAAGUAAUUGUUUCAGUUUGUUUGUUUGUUCAUCUUGACCUAACCUGCUAAUUGUUAUUAUACUAUGAAAAGUUUGUAAGAAAAAUUAAGUAGGAUAGCUUUUUCUCUCUUCAUAGUCACUCGGAUAAGUGUUAGUAACUAUUGUAACCUUUGUUCCACGCAGAACCUAUCUCAGUAGGCGCACCGCCUACUUAUUGACGACCUAAACCAGUGAAAAACUGUCCCUAUAGUGCAUCAACAUGGUCUGUUUCAGUCCCAAUUUGUUAUUUCCAUCCUCCGUCCUAUAAUCAUAGACUUCUUAGUAACUAGACAGCUGUUCAAUAAUUCACACGUAAAUGAUAACGUUUGUUUAGUGACUGAAACCUUGAGGAACUCGCGACACAUCUGCUAGUCUCAGUCGACAUGAGAUGAUGAUUGUAAUCACAAACUUAUUGAUACAAUAUCCCGCACAGGACAGCGUGUCUAAGGGUACAUAGAAGUCUUUGCCUGUAAAAAUGUAAAUGCUUAUUCCACAUGACGCCGUAACGGGUUCGGUAGAACUGUCAUGAAGCCGUCUUAGCACACAUGGCGAUGCCAAAUUUAUACUUGUCGCAUAUGGUACCGCUGCCAGCGUCUUGUGAAAUCGCUCAAAAUAAAGUAUUCCGCGCACUGGUAAUUUUUCAGAUGCAAGUUCAAACAAGAAACGCUGGGUUCGUCAGUCCUCUGGCCUAAGCUUACAUUGGUCAGCUUUUAUUUGCAGUCAAGUUGUUGGUUAUGACAUGACAGCAUUUGCGACGGCCACAAUGUAGAUAUUUCGAGCCUUUUCAAGGCGAGAGUGAAUAAAAUAAGCACUCACACGACAGAUAUGUAUGGUACAUCUACAUCCUGGACAGCAUCUCACUAACACAUCAGGUGCGAUUGCAGUCAAAUACCUGCCUUAAAAAAACACGAACAUGAAAUUAUUUUCUACACAUUCGUGCAAGUUUUCAGCUGUACAAAGUUACUUCAUUACAGUUUCCUCCACAAGAUCUAGAUAAUGUCAAUGAACUCAUUCCUUGUCAUUAAAUUCACCAGUGCGCGUGCGCCUGUCCUAACGUUAAUAGUGAAUUAUACUAAUACGUAGUAGUUUAAUUAAUCCUUCCUUCUGUACUACCAUUAUUACUCACGUUAAGAGUUUGUUAUGAUACUUCAGUAGUUUAUGUUUUCUACUUAACGAUGCAGCGGUCUUCACUUCGAAGGACCAUUUUUUGUGUGAGUGUGCUUUAAAUUUAAUAGUACUCAUGCGUAACCAUUAUUUAAAUUUGAAACUAUUGUGGUUUUAGGACACUCACUUACCUUUAUGAUGAACUAGCUUUCCGCCCGCGGCUUCGCCCGCGUGGAAUUUUGUCUGUCACAGAAAAACUUUAUCGCGCGCGUCCCUGUUUCAAAAACCGGUAUAAAAACUAUCCUAUGUCCUUUCCAAACUCUCAAAGACUCAAACUGUCUCUAUGCCAAAUUUCAUCAAAAUCAGUUCAAUGGUUUAGGCGUGAAAGCAAGUCAGACAGAGAUACUUUCGCAUUUAUAAUAUUAGUAUAGAUAAUGUUCAAUAAGAACAGAAUUCUCCUUAAAGUGAAGAUCGCCGUUCCGUCUUGUUCAAGUUACAUCCUAUGCAUAAAAAUGAAUUAAUUGACUCAAAGUUUUGACAAAAUCAUUGUAGAUGAAUGUUGCAAGUACACGAAUUCGUUUUUCUGUUUGAUGACUAUUGUUUAAUGUUACUACAGUUACUACAAUUUGCGCGACUUCAUUCAAGAAUUGCAAUUCAUAUAAUAUUGUUUCAGAAUAAUUUAAGUUCAAGUAAUAAUUUAGAAUAAAAAAUGCAAACCCACUCAGGCUGGCAAUGUAUUAUUAUGUCGCUAC
Molecule: messenger RNA, 5741 nt
Organism: Ostrinia furnacalis (Asian corn borer)
Lineage: Eukaryota; Metazoa; Arthropoda; Insecta; Lepidoptera; Crambidae
Product: BRCA2-interacting transcriptional repressor EMSY
Exons: 6
Coding region: 133-3210 (1025 amino acids)
Biological process (GO): regulation of DNA-templated transcription
Cellular component (GO): nucleoplasm
Source: RefSeq, a predicted model, not a curated record